Molecule: messenger RNA, 1947 nt
Organism: Hyaloscypha bicolor E
Lineage: Eukaryota; Fungi; Ascomycota; Leotiomycetes; Helotiales; Hyaloscyphaceae
Exons: 2
Coding region: 1-1947 (648 amino acids)
Biological process (GO): iron ion transport; copper ion import; intracellular iron ion homeostasis
Cellular component (GO): plasma membrane
Molecular function (GO): ferric-chelate reductase activity
Source: RefSeq, a predicted model, not a curated record
AUGAGCAGUAUGAAUGGGAUGGGGAUGGACUCGGCAUCCAGCCCGAUUUUCAGACCAUAUAAUCAGACGCUUGCGCGAGGGUACUGGUAUAUCAUCGGCGGUGUCGUGGCGUUCCUUCUCCUCCUACGAGGGAUAGAAUAUUAUCAGAUAUGGGCUAGGUUGAGGCGUGUUCGAACCAGGAAGUCGAUGUUAUAUCCGACGAAAGUGGAUGACCUUCCAAUGCAGGUUUUCGCGACUGCGACUGCCAUUACAAGAGAAUUGAGCUAUCCCCAGCCUCAUCCAGGGGGAUGGCUCUCAUUCUUCCGACCUCUUUCCUCUGGCAGGGCGAUCGUGAUCGCCUGUUAUUGGGCUAUCAUCGCAUACAUGUUGACGGAUCGUGCAAUAGUAAAUGAUGCAUACUAUUGGGAAAGAGUAGGCUUCCGUGGAGCGUGGAUAUCAGUCACGCAAGUUCCCCUGGUGUACCUCCUAGCAUCCAAGUCGAGCUUCAUCGGCUUCAUCAUCGGAACCUCCCACGAAAGGUUGAACUGGCUACACCGAUGGGUUUCCCGUACGCUGCUCGUAAGCGUGACCGUACACGGAUUCUUCUUCAUGGCUGAGUGGGUAAAGGCAAACUUUGUCACCCUUGAGCUCUCGAUGAUGCCGGUGGUCAAAUAUGGUCUUGUAGCGUGGGGUCUCCUGGUUUGGACGUUCUUCACUUCCCUCUCUCCGAUGCGUCGUUUGGCCUAUGAAUUCUUUGUUUUGCAGCACAUUGUAACAUCAGCAGUCUUUUUAUGGGUGCUGUACAUCCACGUGCCAAGCUACGCCAGAUACAACAUCUGGUUUGCAAUCGGGGCCCUGUUGUUGGACCGAGCAGUAAGGAUUGUUCUGCUCUUGAUUCGAAACAUCCGAAUUCGACGCGCCAAGUCAUGUGGUGCAACUCAAAAAAUUGGGCACCAGGUCGAGCUUCAAGCGUCGUGUAGUGAGAUUGUGGUUAUCACCAUCAAGGAUGUCCAUCUCUCCUGGAAAGCCGGUCAACACAUGUACCUCUGGCUUCCUCGUCUUGGGCCACUCGAAUCCCAUCCGUUCACAAUCGCCAGUCCUUACAAGAAGGCAGAAGAAUGCCACUGCAACCAGAUUCAGUUCGCGGUCAGGGUUCAAUCUGGUUUCUCCAAACGCAUCCACCGAUAUGCGAUGAAGACUCAAGAAACUGGCAACUCACUGACAGGUUUUAUUGCUGGGCCAUAUGGAACACCUCCAAGCUGGGAAGCAUACGAAUCCUUGAUUCUGAUAUCUGCAUCAACUGGAGCGUCCUUCGCUAUGCCCAUCCUUGAAAGCAUUCUUGCCAGCAGGACAACAAUAUGCACACAGCGAAUCCACUUCCUCCUGGCUGUGAGAAAGCGCUCACACAUAGAUUUCUAUGUGCAACGACUCAAUACUGCUCUUUCCCAUGCAGAAGCUCGAGGAAUUGAGCUGAAAGUAGAGAUCGCCAUUACAAGUGAUGCCAGCUCGUUCGUUGAGAGUGAAGAGAGUGAUAAGAGUAUCGAUGAUGAGAAGCAUCUGCAACCCGAACACGUUGUGGAGAACCUUGGAGAAGAAAAGAUCGUAGAGUCUAAACAGGAUAAAGAGGAGACAAUGAUCCACGUCGACUCGAUCUCAGCCUCAAGCUUAACAUCCUCUCGAAGGACAGCUCCCGUCGUGAGCAAGUGUUGUUGUGACAAUGGCGAAGGACCAAGUGGGAUCGAGUCCUCUCGCCAGAUCGUCUACUCUUAUCAACGACCUGAUAUUGCGACUUUCAUUCGGGGCCCAGUCGAGGCGACGGGUGGGGAGACGUCUGUUGCAGUGUGCGGAGGAAAGUCCUUGGUAGCUACCGUGAGAAACGCGGUGGCGAGCUUAAGUGAUGAGAGGGCGGUACACAAAGGCACCGGAGCUCAAGGAAUACAUCUACAUGUCGAAGAAUACUGUUUUUAA